Molecule: messenger RNA, 1876 nt
Organism: Oppia nitens
Lineage: Eukaryota; Metazoa; Arthropoda; Arachnida; Sarcoptiformes; Oppiidae
Product: asparagine synthetase domain-containing protein 1-like
Exons: 2
Coding region: 5-1837 (610 amino acids)
Molecular function (GO): asparagine synthase (glutamine-hydrolyzing) activity
Source: RefSeq, a predicted model, not a curated record
AAUUAUGUGCGGUAUAUUUGCCUGUUUUUGUGAUCAUAGUUUGAUAACCAAGAUCAAUAAUAACGAAUCGAUUCGGCAUUUUCUGUGCCGCAGAGGUCCCGACCAGUUCGCCAAACUUCAGAUACCUGUCGGUGGAGCCGAUUAUCAUUCAGGACUACAGCUAUGUCUGAUGAGUUCGGUUCUACAGUUACGCGGCGGACGCGAACCGUGCGAUCAGCCGCURAUGGACUCCGUCGGCAAUGUAUUGCAAUGGAACGGUCAGGUAUUUGCCGGCAGUAUGACUGUCGACGAUAGCGAAUCAGAUACCGAAGCCAUGAUGCGCGAACUGGCCAACUGUUUGACCGAUGCGGAAAUGUUGGCCAAACUGUCCCGGAUAUGCGGUCCCUGGAGUUUUACGUACUGGGACUCAAAUCGCCGCCGCUUUUGGUUCGGCAGAGAUCUGCUGGGACGCCGUAGUCUGUGCUGGAAUACCGAUGCCCGGGAUCAGGUGCUUAUCAUUAGUUCAAUCAGUUAUUUCGAGUCGGAACCGGCUCGCGAGUGGUCAGAAAUACCGGCCAACGGUGUCUAUUGUUUGGAUCUAUCAGCAGAUCGUCCGCUAAAAGAUACCAUUGCCGACAUCAGACACUAUCCGUGGAAUCGGCAAAUUUCGGGYACCGAAAUAAUCUCCUCCGCCAAUGAUGUAUCGCUGACACUGAAAUCACCGAUAACUGUACCACUGAAUCGAUUGUCUCAGCCGAUCGAUUCAGAUGACCAGCAAAUACCCGAACAAGUGAUCAAAGGUUUUAUCGAAGUUCUGCGGCAAUCGUUGCGACGCCGGUGUCAUAAUCAGCAAACACUGUGCAAGAAAUGUUUUGCCCGUACUAUGGAUGACACCGAAAACGGUUUGACUACCGAUGACGAUGGCGGUGAACUKGUGGCCGAAUUUUCAUCCGAUAGCGAGGGCGACAUUCUGGGAACAUCACCCAUACAGCAGGACAUGUUGAUCAAUAAGAUGUUGAACAGUCGACAGCGAAACAAGGAGUGUACACACGCUUCGACAGCCAUACUGUUUUCGGGUGGUCUGGACUCGACAAUCAUUGCACUGUUGGCCGAUGAAUGUGUACCGCCGGCUCUGCCGAUUGACCUGUUGAACGUUGCCUUCGACAACGAUGCACCCGAUCGGGAAACCGGACUGAAAGCUUGGGACGAACUGAAAGCAUUGCGACCGAAUCGGCGCUGGAAUUUCGUGUCCAUCUAUGUCUCGAAAGAAGAACUACAGACUAUGCGCGACAAACAUAUCAAGUAUUUGGUUAAACCGUCGCAAACGGUACUCGACGACAGUAUCGGUUGCGCCAUUUGGUUUGCCGCCAACGGUCGCGGUCUACUAAUGGAAGAACAUAUGGUUACGAAAGUCUACGAAACGCCCGCCCGAGUAGUACUGUUGGGUAUGGGAGCCGACGAACAGCUGGCCGGCUAUACCCGCCAUCGGCGUGUAUUCGACAAACAAGGCCUCAGCGGUCUGAUCGACGAAAUUGCACUCGAAUUGGAUCGAUUGUCUUCGCGGAAUCUGGGACGCGACGAUCGGGUGGCCAGCGAUCAUGGCCGCGAACCACGGUAUCCGUUUCUCGAUGAAGAUGUUAUCAACUUUUUGAACGGUAUACCCGUUUGGCAUAAGUGUGACCUACGUCUGGAUCGUAGUACUGGCGAAAAACUACUGUUACGUCAGGUGGCCGAYCGAUUAGGACUGUGCCGUACAUCCCAUCAUCUGAAACGGGCCAUUCAGUUCGGGUCACGUAUUGCCAAAAUCGAGGAGUUCCGCGAAAARGGCGAAGACGUGUGCACCCGAUUGACCAGUUAGUCACUCAGGUGGUGGGGGCGCGGGAUCGGGUYGCGGGAA